Molecule: messenger RNA, 2064 nt
Organism: Pseudocercospora fijiensis CIRAD86
Lineage: Eukaryota; Fungi; Ascomycota; Dothideomycetes; Mycosphaerellales; Mycosphaerellaceae
Exons: 1
Coding region: 1-2064 (687 amino acids)
Source: RefSeq, a predicted model, not a curated record
AUGUCCGGUGGCUCUUCUCGGAACUCUCUCCGCGGAAUGUCAUCCUCUGGACGUCGGAUGAUCAUUCGUGGCCCUUCCAGAAACGAUGCUCCAGACAACUCGCAGCUCUCUCGAAGUCUCUUCGACCGAAUACUCGGUCCAGGUCCUCGUGGAAGCGGCCCUUCGCGUUCUGGAAUCGCAGAGAAGAUCAGUCGAAUGUACAAGCUCGAAGACAUCAUGGAAGGAGUGGAGACUGAACUCCGGUACAAUGAUCUGCGAACUCGAUACGACAACCUAAACAGGAGUGAGCAAGAGCUUCAACAUUCGCUCAAGUCCAAGGAGACCCGGAUCACAGACCUGGAGAAGCAGCUCGAAGCCGAGAGCAGUAAGAACUACAAAAUCGUGUACGCUGACCUGUGUACGGCACAUGAGAAACUCAAAGAAAAGCUCCAGCACCUGGAGAAGCAAAACCAAGGGCUCUGUGCAAUCGCCGCAUCUGAAAGGUUGCAGAAGGCUACCGAGAAAGCCAAGUGUGAUGAGGCGCACAAGCCUGAAGUGACCGCUCUUACGGAGAAGCAUAGCACCGAGUUCAACGCUCGUGUGCAGGCCGAGAGAGUUGCGAAGGAAGCCAACGAGCAAUUGCAGACCUUGAAGCAGCGUAUACAAGAGAUUGCGAUCCGAGCUCGACAAGUACUUGAUAACGAGAACGCAGCCCGGGGAAAAGUUGAGAUGGCCCUUGACGAAGAAAGGUCACAAUGCCAGGUCUUUUCGGCACAAGCCGCACAAAGAUUACAGAUUGGUAAGGGCUCCCGUUCUCGUGCUGAAAAGGCUCUUGAGGAUGAAAGGGUGAAACGUCAGAUCGUGACGAACAAUCUCGAACUUCAAUUAAUGGGUGCUCGAGUCAAAGCCGAGAAAGCGCUUAAGAAAGAGAAUGCGCGAUUUCAGAAUGCUGAGAAGGCUUUCCAAAAACGUUUGUGCGACUCGCAAGAGGCCUUCGAGCUUUGUAACAAGGCCUUGGAGGCUGAGAAGGAAGGUCACGCCUCGCAGAUGGCAGAGAUGAAGGCCGAGUUGGAUAACCAGCAGAGGGAAUAUUUCGAGACGAUCCAGCACAUUUCGGCCGCGAUGCGUGACGCUCAAGACAAGCAACGAAAGAAUGAAGUCGGGCUCAUGUCAAAGAUAUGCCAGCUCGAGAAGGCAUUUAACGGAGAGAAGGUGUCUCUAGCCAUAAUGAGUGAAGAGUUCCACAGAUGCGAGGCGAGGAUUCGAGACCUCUACGGCAAAUGCAUGGAUUGGAAGAGCUAUUCGGAUGAGCAAAACCGGCAGAUUCAGACCCUGAACCAGGAGAAGGCAGAACUCAUCACUAAGUAUGAGAUCCUCGAGGCUAAGCACCAUGUCGAGGUCAAAGGAUUGAAUAAAGAAGCCGAUACCCUGCAUGAUCGCUUUUUGAAAAUGUUCUCGAAAGAUCGGGAGACUCGUCGUGCACUAGAUGAAGAGAAGGCGAAAUCUUCGGAGCUGGAGGCACGGCUGUCGGAUAGCGAGAAGAAAAUCGAGCUUCUCAUUGGGGACACCACGAGUCUUGCCACGAAUGUACUCAACUUGAAGGCUUCUCGAGUCGUUGCAUGCAAGGUCAACGACGAGCUGGAACUGAAGCUGAAGCAGACAAGCGCGCAGCUGAGCAGAGCAUUGGAGCAGCUGAAUGGCUAUGACUUUCCAGAGCAGUCCGAGGACGAUACCUCAAGUGAUAAGGAACCACAAGAGGCAGCAAAGGGCCCCGACGCCGAUACGGGAUCCGAGCGAAACGAUACCGCCGAGCGGGUAGGGUUCCUCCACAAGAUGAUUGGAGUGCCAAUAGAGACACAGAGCGAUGAGGUCUCUGAACGCAAGUCGAUCUCGCAACAAUCUACGGAGCGCGAGAAAGACGCCGCUGUUGAGCGUGGCGAGAGCGAGGCGUCGGAGUCGUCCAUUGAGUCCGAUGACGAUGAGUCUGACGAAGAAAUCAACUCAGACGAAGAGUUCACUGUCAUCGAAGAACCAGCAGUACUCUCCCUCAACCAUGAUCCAGAAGACGCCCAUCGGACAAGUUGA